This is a messenger RNA of Pseudophryne corroboree (corroboree frog), 1033 nucleotides long. RefSeq lists its product as uncharacterized. Lineage: Eukaryota; Metazoa; Chordata; Amphibia; Anura; Myobatrachidae. The transcript is spliced from 4 exons. Bases 317 to 985 code for a protein of 222 amino acids. The record is from RefSeq and is a predicted model, not a curated record.
AGCUUCGCCCAAGAGGAACUCACCUAUAUACAUCCCACAGACCAGCCGGCCAGACAGGCCUCAGACAAGUCAGGAUGAGGCUGGGAUUGCAGGUUCUGCUUCUGGAAGCCGACCUCCUGUAAGGCGCCCAUCACAGGGCUCGGGCCACUUACCCAGGAGGCCAAGUAAGACACGGCGUCUUGGCACGGAAUCUGCGGCUCCAUCAUCCCCACCCAGGCGACGCAUUUCGGCAGUGUCACCCCAGCCACCACUGGCACUAUUGGCGAGUUCGCAGAGUGAUGAGCCCCGAUCACCUCAGUUAUCUGAGCCCAGCUUGAUGGCCGACGUGGACCAGCAGGGACAAGACCAACAGGCAACCAUCACACUGCAACUUACACCUGUUGACCCAAGCCAGCCAAUACAGCUGCAGGAUAUCCCCCAAGCCUCCAUCAGUCCACAACUGGCACAAGCUCCGCCCCCAACCCAAAUACCAGAUGACUUUUGGGCCAGUUGGACAAGCCAACAGGCCCAAAGCAAUGCCAGCCUGACCGCACAUACACAACACCUUGCCAGUCUGCCCCAUCAUCUACCGCGCAUUAGUCGCAACUCGGGCAGACUGAUUGUACAAGUAGGGCGAAUGGCAAUCUCAAUGGAGCAAAUAAGGGCUGACAACAGCCAAAUGCUUGCUCAUUUAACGCGCAUCAUAGAUGAGCAACAGCGCCAUCAGCAGGCACUCGUUCAGCUCAUUCAGCACAACCAGGUUGUGAAUGAGUCCUUAUCCCGGAUUGUAGCCAGCCACACUGCAACCAACACUCAACUGAUUGCAAGCAUUAAUAAUUUGAGCAGCAAUAUUACAUUGAUGGGAGCUCACCAAGUAACCUCCAGCUCGGGGACCACGACCCCUAUCCAAACGCCAGUAACCUCCCCUGUUCGGCGUUCCUCCAGAGCACGUGCCAGUGAGCCAGCACAAAGCACAGCACCCAGCACACACAAGCGGAAAAAAUAACCCCAAUGUGAUUUGCUAAAUAAAAAUUUGUAUUUGACAAACACACAA